CGCAACUCGCCGAUGGUCUGGAAAAGGAGAGGAAGCGAAAAGGAACAAAGGCCCAAGACAAAGGCCCCCGCUUCAUCAGUUUUCUCAGGCCUGGCGAGAAGGCAGGCAAGGAGGACAGAUGUGCAGGGAUCCUUGGUACGGCAAAGGACUGGGAAAUGAGAGUUGACCUGGGAAGGAAACUCAAAUUCCCAGAGGAGAUCGCCGUCACCAGCCUCCGACCGGAUAUCGUGCUCUGGUCCCAGAUAACAAAGCAAGUGGCCCUAAUUGAGUUAACGGUACCCUGGGAGGAAAGGAUCGAGGAGGCACACGAGCGUAAGCUGGGGAAAUACCAGGAUCUCAGUUCCGAGAGCCAGCAGAGGGGGUGGAGAGCCUGGAAUCUACCAGUCGAGGUUGGCUGCAGGGGCUUCCCUGGACAGUCACUUUGUAGAACACUGGGGAUGCUCGGCCUCACAGGGGCAACCCGUAAGAACCUGGUGAACAACAUCUCAAAGCAGGCAGAGUCAGCAUCCAGAUGGCUGUGGCUAAAGAGGAAUGAUCAGUGGCUGAACCAGGCUGGCAGAGAGGGGUGUCAGAGCUGAGUGGGGAAGACCUGUGUGGCUGAGGGGACAGCUCCAGGACGCUGGUGCUGUCGUCAAGCCCCACCGUGGUGUCGUGGGCUAGUUGACGAAACACCAGGAAAACAUGGGGUGCCCAUUUGAAAACCCGGUGAAGCCUCGAGGUCUGAAGCAUACAGCUCUGACACCAGUUGUGUUAUGUUAGGAGGGAGCGACUUCUAUGCUAGCCACCACACAUAAGGAACAGGAGGUAACUCCUGCUAAGGGUGGUGGCUGCGAUACCUAUCGUUUUAAAGACGACGACAGUUGUUUGUUUAUCAUUCUCACUUUAACAAGUAAAAAUAAACAAGUGAGAUGGAAAAUUUUUCAUUUUUAAUUUAGUUGCAUAAUAAUUCUGCACACUAAUAGCUGCCCCCAAUAAUUGUGCACACAUAGAUAUUCUCCUAAGGAAGCCAAAAUCUCACUUUUACUCCCUUAACCCUCUGGUUCAUAGUGGUCACUACAGUGGACAGCUACCAAAAACUCUUUUUCUCUUAAAUGCAAUGGUUUCUAUGGUGGAAGUGUAUAUCAGCCUCUAGGGUGCUCUCUACUGCCCUACUCCAUUGAGUUACAUUUAGUGAGCAAUCAUUGUAACUGCAAGUAAAUUUCCUACAAAUCCAAGAUGGCCGAGAAACAGCCACCCCUGCUGACUACAGCUGGCAUGUCAUGUCAAUACUUCUAUAGUAGAAGAACCCCAGCUGUAAAAAAAAUAUGAUGAUAUACUGUAACAUCUAAGGAAGGAUAUUAUCCAUUUGGAAUUGAAAAUUUCAUGUCCAAUAUGUAGAAAAUUACAAUUAACCAUGUGUCCAACUGAGUGGACAUCAUGCAUCACCCAGUAUUUUUUUUAACAGGAGUCAUGUAAUUGCUCCACUAUUACUUGUGGCUGUUUUGGUUAUAAAUAAGUGUAUACAGUGUAAACAGUGACCAAGAGUGGCUGCCAGAGAAGAAUAGACAUGUAGGGGCUGAGGAUGAUGGAGAUACAGACAGUCAGGGUGCAGAAAGGGUAGAUGCCUAUAGUCAAGUGGAUGAGGACCAGGAUGAUGAGAGGCAGGAUGCAGGGGAAGGUCAGCAUGAUCAGGGAGCUGUGGAAAAUAGGCACAUGACACCUGACCAUUCUCAAGCUCGCAAAAAUAUCUGGAAAGUCCAAGACAAUCACUUUGAUAGAGAUUUGCCUCCUUUUCUAGGAGAGUGGAAAUUCAAUGUGGAGGGAAGAGAGCCUAUAGACUUCUCCAGACAUCUGUUUCCAGCAGAUCUCAUUGAUGAUACAGUGAAAAACACCAACUUGUAUACUCCCCAGAAAGGGAAAGAAAAUGUGGCAGUGACAGGAGAAGAAAUGCAGACUUUUUUAGGGAUCAACAUGAUCAUGGGGUACAUUCGUUAUCCCAGGGCACACAUGUACUGGUCUAGUGAGGAUGGCCUUCGUCUAGGGAUGAUUGCAAAUGCCAUGUCUGUAAACAGAUAUGAGCAAAUCCUGUGCUCAUAUAAAGCCUGUGUGCCACUGUGCACUGGAUGCUUUGCCAACUUUCAUACAUCCUAGGUGUGAUGAGCAGAGACAUGUUUGGAGAUGCAGGGACUAAAAUGUCAGUUUUUGUUGUUUCAGACAACAUGCUCGUAUAAGGGCAUGGUAAUGUCAGUCCUGAAUCUUUAUAGUACUGUGGGGACUUACAAUAUUUUUUCCAAUGUUGGAGAUAGUUUGGCAUAUUUAGGUGUACUGUACUUUUUACUGUAAGUUCAUAAUGUUUUGUGUUGAGUGCUCAGGCGCAUAUAGUCCACUUGAAUGGACACUUCUGUAGUUUUGUGAAAAAAUAACAUUUUUGGAAAAAAACUUUUUAACAUGUUCUUUUAUGUCCUGAGAAUGAUAAAAACACUUAUGAAAAAAAUCUUAAUCAGGGCUUUCAUAAUUCAUGCAUCAGAGGGUUAAAUAUUAAGGUUUGAGGUUUAUUAACAUUUUGGAUUGACCGAGAGCACUGCAGUUUUUAAAAAAAAUAAAAUUUAUCCUCAAAAAUACAACUUGCCUAAUAAUUGUGCACACAGUGUAUAUUUCUGAACAGUUGAAUAAACGAUUCAUUCAUCCACUCAGUCUGGUGUGGUCUGAUUGUGGAUCCCACUUCUGCCUCGUGCUUAUGCUAAACAAGGAC
Molecule: messenger RNA, 2731 nt
Organism: Xyrichtys novacula (pearly razorfish)
Lineage: Eukaryota; Metazoa; Chordata; Actinopteri; Labriformes; Labridae
Source: the annotation of a GenBank genome assembly